CUCGGGCUCAAUGUCCUGAAUAUUCCGGACAGACCAAAACAAAACUCACAGCUACACGUGUGAUAAUGGAACACUGUAUUAGUAAUAUCAUUUAGCAAUAUUUGUUUGAUAGAUGUCUGUUAAUAGCCAGCUGAAGUAUGGAGAAACCUCAGGUCGAGCUAAGGGAGGACGUUAGAAGUUAUUUAGAGGCUUCAUUUCUAGCUGAAACUGAGGAUGAAGACAAGUGCAGACAGGACUUUAAUGGACUGAUGGAGACGCUGGCUUCACCUCCCAUGUACACCACACUGAGGCUGAACACAUUGAAACUCAGCAGGGAAGAAAUUAAAGACAUUAUAAGUGAAGAUCUCAGAAUGGUUUAUAAAAACAGAAACUGGGAUCCACCCCAAAUAUUUCUCCACCCUUCCCUUGAGGAUGUACUUGUCAUAGAAAAUCGAGGCCCAAAACAGCUAAAACAGAUGGAGAAGGAGGUAGUCAUAGAUCACAACUGUGGAAUGGCUGUGUUACGGGGAGCAGACAUUUUUGUUCAGGGAAUAAUUGGAGCACCAGCAAACAUGAUGUCAGGUGACAUGGUUUCUGUGUACAUUGAUCUCGAUGGCAAAUGUCUAAAAGGUGACAUGCAACCCAUGGGUGGAUCCAAGUUCCAUGUAGGAAAUGGUGUGGCACAGUUCAGUAGAGAUAACAUAUUCAAAACCAAACCAACUCCAAGUGGUGUUGGAAUUUUAAUGUCAGAGCCCCUGUAUGAGGCCCCAUGUCUCAGUGACCUUCGACCUGACCUGAUUCUGGCCCAGAACCUGCCCUCUAUCAUAUGUACACAUGUGCUUGACCCACAGCCAGGGGAGAGAAUUCUGGAUAUGUGUGCAGCACCAGGAGGGAAGACAACUCACAUUGCCAGCAAAAUGAAAAACAAGGGUGAGGUGGUGGCUAUAGACAGGUCAGAUCAGAAGGUAGAUAAGAUCCAGGCUAACCUGGACAGGUGGGGCCUUACCUGUGUGACGUGUCACGCCUGUGAUGCUCUGAAGAUCCCCAUAGUCCCUGCUGGUGGCAGUGUGAACUUUCCAGAAAUUCCUACAGAAUAUUUUGACCGUGUUUUGCUGGACGUCCCCUGUAGUGCCCUUGGUCAGAGGCCAUCACUCAAAAACCAGAUCACCCUGAACUCACUCAAAUCUUACUCAGGAUACCAGAGAAAGUUCAUACGCAAGGCUGUGCAGCUUCUAAGACCAGGUGGAGUUCUUGUCUAUAGUACCUGUACAGUAACAUUGGAGGAGAAUGAAAAACAAGUCAUAUGGGUGUUGGAAAAUUUCCCAGACUUACAGCUCACAGCUCAGGUGCCACAUUUAGGGUCCCAUGGAAGACAGUGUUCAGGCUUAUCAAAGAAUCUGCAACAAUUACUACAGAUGUUUGACCCGUCAUGUGACGAGUCACAUGAUAGUAUGGCAGUUUAUGAUAAGGACACAAUAGGAUUUUUUAUAGCAAAAUUUACCAAAAUAAAAAGUUGACAGAAA
Saccostrea cuccullata (small rock oyster) is the source of this 1502-nucleotide messenger RNA. Its product is annotated as tRNA (cytosine(72)-C(5))-methyltransferase NSUN6-like. The coding region runs from base 138 to 1496 and encodes 452 amino acids. Gene Ontology annotation, molecular function: RNA binding; RNA methyltransferase activity. Gene Ontology annotation, biological process: RNA methylation. The record is from RefSeq and is a predicted model, not a curated record. The transcript is spliced from 10 exons. NCBI's taxonomy places the organism in Eukaryota, Metazoa, Mollusca, Bivalvia, Ostreida, Ostreidae.